Molecule: messenger RNA, 1378 nt
Organism: Heteronotia binoei (common prickly gecko)
Lineage: Eukaryota; Metazoa; Chordata; Lepidosauria; Squamata; Gekkonidae
Gene: METTL27
Product: methyltransferase like 27
Exons: 5
Coding region: 77-811 (244 amino acids)
Source: RefSeq, a predicted model, not a curated record
AUCCGUGGGGUCAAAGACUGGGAAAGGGCGCCGCCUUCUCUGGGAGGGCCGGCCUAGAGGCGGCCAAUGGGGGCAGAUGAAGACCGCCCCCCUGCCUGCCAUGGCCGUCUCCAGUAGCCGGAGCCUUCCUGAAGUGCAACGCCGCGUUUCCGCGGUCCAUCACAGCACCGACCCGGAGGAGCAACUGCGCUUCUACGACACUUGGGCCCCGGAGUACGAGCAGGAUGUGACUGUAUUGUGCUACCAAGCCCCCCAGUUGGCUGCUUCCUGCCUGGCCUCGGUGUUCCAGGAAUCCAUUGCAGAUGUGCUGGUGCUGGAUGUGGCUUGUGGCACAGGGCUUGUGGCCCAGGAGCUGCAGGCAAAGGGUUUCCGCCGUUUCCACGGCCUGGAUGGAAGCCAGGGGAUGUUGGAGCAUGCACGCCGGAAGGGGCUGUACCAGGAGCUGAAGCAGUGUAUGCUGGGCCAGGAAGCCUUGCCUGCAUCCUCAGGUGUCUACGAUGCCGUUCUUAUUGUGGGGGCUCUCAGUGAAGGGCAGGUGCCCAUCAGCGUCAUCCCAGAAGUGCUUCGUGUCACCAAACCAGGGGGCUUUCUGUGCCUGACCACACGGGACAACCAGAGCAACCUGCGUUACAAAAGCCAGAUGCAGCAGCUGCUGGAUGACCUGGAACAGCGAGGAUUGUGGGAAAAGGUCAAGGUGCAAGAAGUCGAACAGUGGGAGAGGGCAACAUCACAACAGGAAGCCAAGGGGGGCUCAGACUACAUUUCUGGGGUGAUUUACCUGUACCGGAAGACUUCAAGGAUCAGCUGUUGAGGGAGGGCAUUAACCCUCUGGAAGACUCCCCAAGGCAGCUUUGGUCCAAUAGGUGACAAGGAGAGGCUCUUGGGAAGAGCGGGUGCAUUUCCAAAGCGCUUCAUUCCAGAACCUGUUCUUCCUACCAGGACUCAGUUUUGGAACACGUUGAAGUAAUAAUAAAGCAAAUAUGCACCUUGGAUCAUAUACCUUCCUUUACUAUCAUAAGCCUGUCCAUCUAUAGUUCUCAUUGUCAGCCCCAGAUUUGGAGAUUUGGGGGCAGAGCCUGGGGAGCAUGCUUUGCAGGGUCAUGAUGCCAGAGAGUCCACCCUCCAAAGCUGUCGUUUCCACCAAGGGGAAACGAUCACUGUCAUCUGGAGAUCUGUUGUAAUCCCAGGAGGUUUGCACUUCUGUCUCUGAAGGCAUGCCUUCCAUAGACUUCACAGCACCUCUUUUUGGGGGAGUGUUUCCAAAACCGUAUAUCUGCAAAGUUAAAGUACUUGUUCUUUGAAUCCUGUGCUCAUCAAAAAUCAGGGGUGAGACUGGUUGAUGUGUUUAGCAAAAUAAACCUUCAAGGAUUUCAUCAAA